AUGGCUCAUCGUCUGAUUCGAGGAUUACGAGGAGCAGUGAAAAAUGUUGCCGUCUGUGAACAAUCCAAACCCACAAACCAUUUUCUCAAAGCUUCUGCUCGGAAUUACGUGCCGGAUUUGCGAAAUUCAGCUUUCGAAAACAACAUUCUACGGCUUAUACGAAGCGAAAUCCAAUACGAGCUCGACCGUUCUCCUUCGUCUGAGCCUAUACCAAAAUUCAAUUCGUUCAUGGUGGACGAGAGGCCGGGGGAGCAGUGGAUUCGGUUGACCAGGAAAUUUGGAGGAAAAGAAGAGAUUAAAGUCGAGGUCACUAUGUUCGAUGACUCACUACCCACGAAAAAGGAUGACGACUCAGAGGAUGUCACGCUCCACAUCACUUUGAUCAUUGACAUCUUCAAGGGGGAGGACACUAAAGUCUUGGAGUUCGUUUGCUCCGCCUGGCCUGACAGCAUCGAGAUUCGCAACGUAUUUACGCGCGGGCAUGACCGGAUGAAUGAUCAGCCUUACGUGGGCCCCGCAUUCAAGGAAUUGGACGAUAAGCUGCAAGAUGCCCUCUAUGAUUUCCUGGAGGCGAGGGGUAUAGACGAUAAGCUAGCCGAAUUUCUGCAUCGGCACAUGAGGCACAAGGAUAAGAACGAGUACCUACGUUGGAUGGAGAACGUCAAGUCUUUUAUUCAGAAGAAAUAG
This is a messenger RNA of Striga hermonthica, 687 nucleotides long. NCBI's taxonomy places the organism in Eukaryota, Viridiplantae, Streptophyta, Magnoliopsida, Lamiales, Orobanchaceae. The record is from the annotation of a GenBank genome assembly.